AUGUUUAAAGGCCCAGCUCACACACAUGGAGCCAUCAGAACAGUGCUGACAAAGGGAGUGGCUGGCAUCGGGAAAACAGUGCUCACUCAGAAGUUCAGUCUGGACUGGGCUCAAGUCAAACACGAGCAGAAACUCUGCAGCUUUGAAGACCUCCAGGUGCUCUUCAUCUUUGACGGUCUGGACGAGUGCAGACCUCCUCUGGACUUCACCAAAACCGAGGUCCCUGACCGACCCCACAGAGCCAAAGUCAAGAACAUCAAGUAUGAAGGAGGAUCUGAGACAGACCUACACUGGAGUCAAGAGACCAGGAAGAUGGUGAAGUCUCUGGGAAAACUGGCCUUUGAGCAGCUGCAGAAAGGAAACCUGAUCUUCAACGAGAGUGACCUGAGCGAGUGUGGGCUGGACGCUGCAGUGGCCUCAGUGAGUUUUCUGGCUGCUCUUCACGUCCAUCAGACCUUCAUCAACACUGGGAUCAACCUGCUGAACCCACCACAGUCCUCUGAGUGUCCUGACACUGAAGCCUUCUACUGCUCUGCUGUGGACCAGGCCUUACAGAGUCCAAACGGACACCUGGACCUGCUCCUCCGCUUCCUCCUGGGUCUUUCACUGUCGACCAAUCAGAGCCUUCUACAAGGUCUGCUGACACAGACAGGAAGUAGCUCCCAGACCAAUCAGAAAACAGCUGAGUACAUCAAGGAGAAGCUGAGUAAGGUGUCUGCAGAGAGGAGCAUCAACCUGCUCCACUGUCUGAAUGAACUGAAUGAUCGUUCUCUGGUGGAGCAGAUCCAACUUUACCUGAGCUUAGGACGUCUGUCUGAAGGUCGACUGUCUCCUGCUCAGUGGUCAGCUCUGGCCUUCAUCUUACUGUCAUCAGAAGAAGAUCUGGACCAGUUUGAGCUGAAUAAAUACUGUGCUUCAGAGGAGGGUCUACAGGGGCUGCUGCCAGUGGUCAAGGCCUCCACCAAAGCUCUACUGAGCGGCUGUAACCUGUCAAAGAGAAGCUGUGAAGCUCUGUCCUCAGUCCUCAGCUCCCAGUCCUCUAGUCUGAGAGUCCUGGACCUCAGUCUCAACCACUUGAAGGACUCAGGGCUGAAGAUGUUGUGUGUUGGACUGAAGAGUCGUCACUGUAAACUGGAACAGCUCAGUGAUGCUUGUUUUGAGUUUUUGGAUGCACUGGCUCCAUUAAGGCUAAAGUGCACGAAGCCCAUGGCACAGCUUUGGUUAAAUGAGAAAACACGUGAGGCUCGACGCUCAUGUAGACGCACUGAGAGGAAAUGGAAUAAAGAGCAUCUACAGGUCUCCCUGCAAAUGUCAAGAGACAGUUUGGUCAAAUAUCAGAACAGUUAA
Boleophthalmus pectinirostris (great blue-spotted mudskipper) is the source of this 1347-nucleotide messenger RNA. RefSeq names its product NLR family CARD domain-containing protein 3-like. NCBI's taxonomy places the organism in Eukaryota, Metazoa, Chordata, Actinopteri, Gobiiformes, Gobiidae. Gene Ontology annotation, molecular function: protein binding. The record is from RefSeq and is a predicted model, not a curated record. The transcript is spliced from 6 exons. Bases 1 to 1347 code for a protein of 448 amino acids.